AUGCUACGUCCUCGGUUGGCGUUCUCAGCGAAGUCCCACUAUGUCGCCAUGACCGUCAGCCGCGUUCUCCAAUUCCUACUUGCGCUUGUCAUUGUUGGGGUCGUUUAUAGGUACUGCUGGAUUGAUGUCUCCGACCCAUUCAAAUGCGGCGCCCUUCUCAAUAAAGGCCAAUGGCUCGAUCCUGGCCCAAGAUGGACCUCGAGAAACCCCUUCCAGAACUGGCAGCCCCCCGGGUGUAUUAUGCACGAAUACAUGAAGAAAGAUAUCCAGGAUUGCUUCCACAAACGAAGGCUAGUCUUCGUAGGAGACUCUACAACGCGCCAAAUCUUUUGUGCAGUCGCAAAGAAGAUGGACCAGGAGCGAGCAGAGGAGGAGAUCUCAGGGCUGUUAGACUCAAAUGCGAAGCAUACAGAUCUUGAGUUCGUUUCUGGCGGUGUUAGUGUCCAGUUUAUCUGGGACCCUUGGCUAAAUUCGACCGGACUAGACCAGGAGCUUAAGAAGUACAGAGCAGAGCCUUUGGAUGCAACUAUUGACGAAGAAGAUGAAAGCGCAGGCUUGAUAUUACUUGGGGCUCCGGGACUUUGGUAUGCACGGCAUAGCCAGGAGAAUUACUUUCGGGAUUUUCGAGAUACCAUUGAUGCCAUCAUACCAUAUAUGGAUCAUGCCUCCGGCGAGGAAGCAAUGGUUCCAAAGUCGCGGCCAUUUCCCUCUCGUUCACAGUCACCCAACUUCUUACUCCUUGCGCCAAUACAAGUUCCGUGGUAUCCAGCUUUGUCUCCGUCAAGAGAAGUAACAAUUACACCAGAAAAGAUCGACCAGAUGAACGAUUACCUCCAACAAGUCUCACAACACUCAAGCGCUGAUGUUGUCUGGAGCUACUCGUUGAUGAGCUGGGCUGGUAGCGGUGCAUAUGAAGAAAGCGGUCUUCAUAUUGUCAAUAACGUAGCUCAUCGUAAGGCAGAUAUUCUCCUCAACUUACGCUGCAAUUCCGAUGCUGCGUCAAAAGGAUAUCCCUUCAACCGAACGUGUUGUAGCAACUACACACACCCCAGUGUAAUUCAAUGGAUCGUACUCGUGUUAGGCCUGCUAUUACUGCCAACUCUUACAUAUAUGCGCCGGCACCAUAUUGCGAGAAUAAGCCGCAUGUUACCUUCUGCGCCUGUUCUGAAUGCACUGGCAAUCUUUGCUCUUGUCGUUUGUUUUUGUUUCUACGCGGAUCGGACCCAAGUCUUUGAGAAAGCACAAAAGCAAUUCCGGAAACGAGAAUUCUUAACGGCAUGCUCAACUUUGGCAAUCGCUGGUCUCCUCUCAGUGAAGAGAAAUGACCUCACGGCAUCGCGUAAAGGUGCAGGUACUUCCCAGGAUGACAGCUUUCUCUCGAGAACUCAGACGGAUGAGUGGAAAGGCUGGAUGCAAGCUUUCAUCCUCAUCUACCACUAUACUCAUGCCUCGAGAACUUUGUGGUUAUAUGAAAUUGUUCGACUCCUUUUCGCCUCUUACCUCUUUCUGACUGGAUUUGGUCACACACUUUACUUCCUGGGAAAAGAGGAUUAUUCUCUGAAGCGAAUUGCUGGCGUCUUGAUUCGACUCAACUUGCUGAGCUGUGUUUUGCCUUAUAUGAUGCGGACGAAUUAUCUCUUCUACUACUUUGCCCCACUGGUCAGCUUCUGGUUCCUUGUAAUCUACUUUACGCUUAGAAUCGGGAAUAAGCAGAACUCGAAUCUCACGUUUGUCUUUGCAAAAAUUCUUCUUUCAGUUGCGUUUACGACUGCAUUCACAAUGAUACCCGGCGUUCUGGAAUUUAUUGGUACUAUUCUAGGGUACACUUGUGGGAUCUCUUGGAAUAUGGGAGAAUGGCGAUUUCGUACAUUCCUCGAUAUGUACAUUGUGUAUGUUGGCAUGUUAACCGGCCUGCUUGUUCACCGAACGUCCAGACUUCGAUCUGGAUCCGUAAGGCCUACUUCGAUCAUCGACGCUGCCCUGCAACUCACUAUCAAAUACCACACAUCCUUCAAGACUGUAACAAUCGCACUCGCCCUCGGCCUCCUCCCUGGCUUCUGGCUACUUACCAGACGCUCACCCAACAAGGAGGACUACAACUGGUGGCAGCCCUACAUCUCCUUCAUCCCCAUCCUAUCCUUCGUCGUCCUGCGUAACUCGCACCGCGUCCUCCGAACCUACCACUCUGCGCUAUUCGCUUGGCUCGGCCGCUGCUCCCUCGAGACAUACAUCCUGCAAUACCACAUCUGGCUCGCUGGCGACACGACCGGACUCCUACGCCUCGGCCUCUGGAAUCACUGGGUCGAAGCCGCAAUCCUGACGCUCGUUUUCCUGUGGACGAGUCACGCGACGGCGGACGCGACGCAGGUGCUUGCAAACUGGAUCGUGAAUGGCAAUGGCAACAAAAUACCGACUACAAACCUCGGAAACGGGAACUUUGGCUUAAAUGCCAAAGCAUCACCCAGCAUCCUACCGCGCGUAGUAAAAGAAAAGGAAGAGGAAGUUCUUGAGGAGGCAGGAAAAUGGAAAGCGAAACCACGCAAUUGUUUAACGAGGUUCAGAAACAUGGAUGAUUUACGACGGAGAUUGGGAAUAAUCGGCGUUGUUUUAUGGAUUGCUAAUAUUACGUAUAAAUAG
Messenger RNA from Lachnellula hyalina, 2637 nucleotides. It is a transcript of the gene CAS1, whose product is annotated as putative O-acetyltransferase. The transcript is spliced from 2 exons. NCBI's taxonomy places the organism in Eukaryota, Fungi, Ascomycota, Leotiomycetes, Helotiales, Lachnaceae. The record is from RefSeq and is a predicted model, not a curated record. Bases 1 to 2637 code for a protein of 878 amino acids.